AUGGCAACUCCGACUACUGGCGCGACUUUACUAUGCUCAGGUCAAGGUGACAUGGGCACAUUGGUUGGCAUCCUCUCGGCCCUCCAGCCGAUAUGGGCAACACUCUCAUCUCCCGAGUUGUGCCAGAUUCUGCAACAGCAGCUGCACCAUGGGGUGGAUGAAGUCAACUUGGGCUGUGACACCCGGGCAGCACUAGAGCAGUUCUUAGACUUGGCACAGAAGCUCGCUAUGGGCUAUCACCAUGACACUCUUCCGCCCUGGCCACCAAGGGGGCAUGACAACGACACAUUUACCCGUGCCCAGCGAGAGGAGCGGACACUAAACCAAAGAACAGCACCGAGCCCGGACCUGGCCAUGACAUAUGCACUGAUAGCAUGCCACACCAGGGUGUUGGAUGUAAUUGAUGCCAUAGUCAGAUUUGCCACAGCUUGUGCAGACAUGGCUCCCUUUCUGUCGCCGGGGUAUGAUCCAAAAUUCCAAGUCCCGGAGAUACGAAUUGGGGUAUUCUUGGCACCUAGAGCCGCUGCCGCUUCCAUCUUUCUGUCAGCAUUGGUGGAACUCCAAGUUGAUCUCGUCAGUAAAGCGCAAGAUGUAAGUAAGCGAUUUCAGGAGAUAUGUCGUGCAGAGCAAACGACAUCAAAGCAACUAGAGGUAUCGAUGUUGCAAUACGAGCUUCUCGUCGACCGUGCUCUCUCCUGUCUUGAGGAUACAAAGAGACUGAAAUCACACGUACUUCACAUUGGGCUUAAUUCUGCUUGA
Molecule: messenger RNA, 759 nt
Organism: Pochonia chlamydosporia 170
Lineage: Eukaryota; Fungi; Ascomycota; Sordariomycetes; Hypocreales; Clavicipitaceae
Product: fungal zn(2)-Cys(6) binuclear cluster domain-containing protein
Exons: 1
Coding region: 1-759 (252 amino acids)
Source: RefSeq, a predicted model, not a curated record